Corapipo altera (White-ruffed manakin) is the source of this 2944-nucleotide messenger RNA. RefSeq names its product malignant fibrous histiocytoma-amplified sequence 1 homolog. Lineage: Eukaryota; Metazoa; Chordata; Aves; Passeriformes; Pipridae. The coding region runs from base 188 to 2836 and encodes 882 amino acids. Gene Ontology annotation, molecular function: protein binding. The transcript is spliced from 10 exons. The record is from RefSeq and is a predicted model, not a curated record.
AGGUGAUGCUUGGUGUACAGGUCAGCAUCUGAUGGGAACUUUCUUGUUGUGUCUUAGCCCCAGUGGAAACUUUCUUGUUGUGUCUUAGCCCCAGCCAAGAUCCUUGUACCUCUCUUCAGGAGCUGUUCAUGCAGCAACUGUGGUUGCACUGUUAAACCAGCUCCGCUGCUUUUCCUUGCUGGCUAAAAUGAUCCCAAAGUUGUGCAGAGCUCAAGGGAAAAAGUGGUCUGCAACCCAAAGGGUCAAAGUGUCUCUUAACCACCUUCCCUGUCCCAUGUGUCCAGGUCAGGAGCAGGAGGAUGGAUUGCGUGAAGUGUCUCUCUCCACCCAGAGACUGCGUGUGCUGCCUCCUGCAGUCCUGAGCAACCCCAUGCUGGAGAGCCUUGACGUCGACAGGAACAAGCUCAGGACAGUCACCGGCAUUUCUAAGCUUUGCAAACUGAAGAAGCUGAUACUGUCCAAAAAUGAGAUUGUGGACUUUCCCAAUGAAAUCCAGAGCCUUGUCUGUUUAGAGAGGCUUGAGCUGAAUCAGAACCAAAUCAGGGUCAUCCCAGAGGGGAUUUUCUCCCAUCUCCCCAGGCUUAAACACUUGCGGCUGAACAACAACCGUCUCUGUGCCCUCCCCAGGGACCUGGCAGCUUGUCAAGGCAGCCUCCAAUACCUCAACAUCUCCAACAACCUUUUCCGGACCUUCCCACUGCCUGUCCUGCAGCUGGCACAUUUACAGGAGCUCCAUGUGCAGAAUAAUGCCCUUCGCCAGCUCCCCAAGGAGCUCUUUCAGAGGCAAUCCCUGAAAAUGUUUAAGGCCAAUGGGAACCCCCUCCGGGAGCCACCCAGUGAAGUGUGCGCUGGUGGCAUUCAGCAGAUACGGAAUUACUUCAUCCAGCUUCAACACGGUUUGGGGCAGGAGGACAAAAGGGUCAAGACCAUGUUCCUGGGGGCUUCACUGGCGGGGAAGUCCACCAUCUGCAAAAGCCUGAAGCAAGGGCAGUCCAAACUGGUGCCCAAGGAAGAGCGAACAGUUGGGAUAGAGAUCAGUGAGUUCCAGAUCGAGGACUUCACAUUUCUCUUUUGGGACUUUGCCGGCCAGCUGGAGUACUACAUGACUCACCAUGUGUUCAUCACCCCACAGGCGCUUGUCAUCCUCGUCAUUAAUCUUCACAUGUACCAAACUAAUGACAACACUUUCAAGGAGCUCGUUGGUUUCUGGAUCAACAACCUGUCCAUGCGAGUCCCAAACUCAGUGGUGCUUCCUGUGGGAACCCAUGUGGACUGCUGCCAGGAGGAGGAGAUUGAGGAGAAGAGGCAGGACAUCAUGGCCAAGAUCACAGCCAUGCUGGCAGAGAGAAAAAGCAACCUCACUCACUGCAUCAACAACCUGGAGGGCAGUGAGGAGCCCAAGCUUUACGUAGACCAGUGGGAGAGGCUGAAAGAGAUGGAGAGCUGCACGUUAACAAUCUUAAGCUUAGUUGCUGUCAACUGCAUGGAUCUCUGUGAUAUCAAAAAGCUCGAGGCCACUAUUUUGGAGCACGUGAAGAACGAGGAGCUCUUCCCCGAGGUGGUCCGAGUGCUGCCACCAGUUUACAGGCAGGUGGAAGCUGCCAUUGUGGAUAUCGCACAGAGCGAGGAGAUGGCAGACCAUGGCAUGAUGGACCUCCAGUACCUGCUCAGCAAACUCUCCCAGCACAAGCACCUGGCCAACCUGGGCAGAGAGCUUCUCCAGGACAUAUUGCGGUACCUUCACCGCAUUGGGCUUGUCGUGUGGUACGAGGAAAUCAAGCAACUGGAAAGCACUGUUUUUCUCCAGCCUACCUUCCUAAUAACUAUGUUCAAGCUCCUUGUGAGGUAUCGCCUAGUCCAGCAGCUCGAGAGCAUCUCUGUGGAGACACUGAUUGGGGAACAUGCCACCAUCAGAGACAGGGCCAACUGGGUGUGGACCUUCAAGUCAAAGGCAAUGUUGUGCCACCAGGCUGUGCGUGCUUUGGUGAAGCACCAGCUCUGUUCAGAAGGGAUGUGGGAUGUCUUUGAGGAAAUCAUGGGAAACGGGCCUCAGAGAGGGAGAGGGAAGCUCUUCAGCCUUCUGGAGCACUUUGAGCUCUGCCUGGAGGUGAGGCAUAUGGAAGCACUCAACCCACAGGCCAGUGAGUUUGUGCCUGGGAAGCUGUGGGAGACAACACGGAGCCAAGGCGAGUCCUGGUACUUGUUCCCAACCUAUCUGAACCAAACAGAAGAAGUCUCUGAGGUGUGGGGAGGAGAUCACCCCGAGGACCUCCACAUCCGUGCCUACUUCUCACCUGAAAUACCUGAGAGCUUCUUCCAGAGGUUCCUGGUGAAAGCUUGCUCCUUCUACUCCACACACUGGGUGGCCAAGGUGACCUGCCUGCUUGUAUGCAAUGGCAAACCUCUGCUGAUCAAAGAGAAUAACCAGAGGGCCUACAGCUACCUGGAGCUCCGGUGCAGAAAGCCAGCAGGAAGGACAGGUUUUCAGUUUGCAUGGGACUUCCUCGUGGCAGUUGUGCUCAUCAUCCAGAAGCUUGCUGAGGAGUGGCCGGGGCUGCACGUGUGUGUGAAGACUCCCUGCCGAACAGUGGGCUGUCCCGCAGAGUUCAUCUGGCCAGACAUGGAUGGCACAAGUGCCAUGACAAGGGAAGAUGUUAAAACAUGUGGGACGUGUGGACACCGUUUUGGCACAGAGCUGCUUCUGCCCAAAGUGCCCAGUCAACUGGAGAAGCCCCCAGCACAGCCUCCUGCUCACUAUUACGUGACAAGCUAUGGGACCACCACCUUUGGGCCCAGCAGCAUCCAGGUCACUAGGCAGAACAUCUCCAGUGAAUAAUUCUAGCCAGUGGGGAGGCACUUGCUGAAGAAUUACUUUUGUUUAGCCAAAGCCAAGCUGUCCUCAACAAUCUCUGCUUGCAAGUCAAAGUCAUGUUUGCAGCCUUAA